Exophiala viscosa is the source of this 1105-nucleotide messenger RNA. Its product is annotated as putative UDP-galactose 4-epimerase. Lineage: Eukaryota; Fungi; Ascomycota; Eurotiomycetes; Chaetothyriales; Herpotrichiellaceae. The record is from RefSeq and is a predicted model, not a curated record. The transcript has 3 exons. Bases 115 to 957 code for a protein of 280 amino acids.
GGAGCCAUCUCCGGACUCCCUGACCUCAUCGGGGCCAAAUUGUAUAUAUGUCUCCCUCUCGCAACACCUCGCGAAAGACAGUAUAGGUCGCAGGCAACCUGACCGGCCAUCAUCAUGCGUAUUGCAAUCACUGGAGCCCGCGGCACCGUUGGUCGUGAAGUCGUGAAACUCUGCUCCCAGGCCGGUCACCAUACCGUCCAAAUCAAUCGGAGUGAACAGGAACACGAUGGUACCCAAAAUUCAGAAAUGAGAACAGCCGAUGCCGCAAGCGACUACGAUGCCACGGUCAAAGCUUUCAGCGGCUGUGAAGCCCUUAUACACCUUGCAGCAAUUCCAGAUCCGGUUGACAAGUCGGACAGCCUUGUCCACAAUAACAACGUCAACUCCGCUUUCAAUGGUUUCCGAGCGGCCGCAGAAAAUGGCAUCAAGAAAGUCUGCUAUGCAAGCUCCGUCAAUGCAAUAGGGCUGGCUUAUGCCAAUCAGCCACUGGAGUUUGACUAUUUUCCCAUUGACGAGGACUAUCCCCAGAAACCCACUGAUGCAUACGCGCUUGCCAAAGAAGAAGCCGAAGUGCAGGCCAGAGCUUUUGCACGCUGGUUUCCGGGCAUGAACAUCGCUUUGUUGCGCAUUCACGAAGUUGCCCCUCUCAAGGAUGUCCAGAAAGAGCAUAAGGAGAAUUGGGAUGAGGCAGCGGUCAAGCAGUUGUGGGGUUGGGUAAAUCCUGUUGCCACAGCUCGUGCAUGUAUCAAGGGACUUGAAAGCGAAAAGUUGAAGGGCGCUGAGAUUUUCAACAUCAUUGCACCAUCAACCACCCAAGACACACCCAGCAAAGAGUUGGCUAAGAAGUACUUCCCAAAUGCAAAGAUCAAAAACGACUGGGGCAAUCAUAAUGCAGCAUUCUGGACUACGGACAAGGCUGAGAGAAUAUUGGGAUGGACGCAUGACGAGAAAGAGUAGAAGACCACGACUACUCAAGUAGCCGUGUAUGUGAAGAUGAGAUUAGCGAGGCGUUAUGAUGUCAAUGUGGAAGCCACAAAAGUGAUAGAGAUACUAGUAGUAGGAUACUCUUCUACCGACAGCCACUGUUCGUACAGGAUACGAGGCU